UUCCCAGCCAUGGCGUUACUCCCGGUGUUGCUGUUCCUGGUCCCUGUGUUGCUUCCCUUCUUUCCUGCAGAUGGAAAGAACCCAGGUUUUGGUGAUUUGUCAACCACCCUAACAGAAGCACAGAGAGAGAUUGUAAACAAACACAAUGAUCUAAGGAGAACAGUCACUCCACCUGCCAAAAACAUGCUGAAGAUGAAAUGGGACAACAAGACAGCAGAAAAUGCCCAAAAGUGGGCAGACAAGUGCCUUCAAGAACACAGCACAUUAGAGGAUCGAGUAAUCAGUAUGAAUUGUGGUGAGAACCUCUAUAUGUCAAGUGAUCCUACUUCAUGGUCACAUGCAAUCCAAACCUGGUUCGAUGAGAUCAAGGAUUUUGACUAUGGUAUAGGACCAAAAUAUAAGGAUGCAGUGGUUGGACAUUAUACCCAGGUUGUUUGGUACUCAUCUUAUACUGUUGGAUGUGGAGUUGCCUAUUGUCCCGAACAACCAUCUCUAAAAUACUACUAUGUUUGCCAAUAUUGUCCUGCCGGUAAUGUUCAAAGCAAGACACAUAUCCCCUACCUAAAAGGAAUACCUUGUGCCAGCUGCCCUGAUCACUGUGACAAUGGACUAUGCACCAAUACUUGCGAUUAUGAAGAUGCUUAUUCAAACUGUAAAGAUUUGAAGAAUCAACUGGGCUGUGAAAAUCCUCUCGUCAAGAACAGUUGCAAGGCUUCCUGCAACUGUGAAAAAAAAAUUUAUUAA
Miniopterus natalensis is the source of this 744-nucleotide messenger RNA. Its product is annotated as cysteine-rich secretory protein 3-like. Lineage: Eukaryota; Metazoa; Chordata; Mammalia; Chiroptera; Miniopteridae. Gene Ontology annotation, cellular component: extracellular region. The record is from RefSeq and is a predicted model, not a curated record.